Messenger RNA from Mangifera indica (mango), 780 nucleotides. Its product is annotated as receptor-like protein 56. Bases 1 to 780 code for a protein of 259 amino acids. The transcript is spliced from 7 exons. Lineage: Eukaryota; Viridiplantae; Streptophyta; Magnoliopsida; Sapindales; Anacardiaceae. Gene Ontology annotation, molecular function: protein binding. The record is from RefSeq and is a predicted model, not a curated record.
AUGUCGUUAAUUAAGUUGUUAUUGAUGUUUGUCAUAGUUUUGGUUCAAAUACACGGAUUCAAAGGUUUCUCGGAGAAAGAAAGGAUUGGUCUGUUAGAAUUGAAAUCUUUCAUAAAAUCCGUCAACGAUUACAAAACAGAUGAAAUUCUUGUUUCAUGGGUUGAUGAUAAAGCAUCUAAUUGUUGUGAAUGGGAGCGAGUUCAAUGUAACGCCACCACUGGACAUGUCAUCAAGCUGUCCCUCAGUUACACAAGGCAAUUCAAUUAUAAUGAAGAUUUUCAGGGAUAUCCAACUCUAAAUUUGUCCUUGUUUCAUCCUUUUGAAGAGUUGGAAAACCUUGAUUUGUCUUUGAAUUACUUUGGAGGUUGGCAUGAGAAUAAAGGUUUGGGAAAUUUGAAAAAUUUGAAAUGGUUGGAUCUAAGUGACAAUAAUAUCAACACUUCUCUAGCAAAUUUAGGUUUACAAAAUUUAAGAAGUUUGAAAGAGUUGUAUAUGAGAGAAAAUGGAAUAAGUGGUUCUCUUGCUCUAUUAGGUUUAGCAAAUAUGACAAACUUGAAAACAUUGGAUCUAAGUUCAAAUCAAAUCAACACUUCUCUAGCAAGUUUAGGUUUAGCAAAUAUGACAAACUUGAAAACAUUGGAUCUAAGUUCAAAUCAAAUCAACACUUCUCUAGCAAGUUUAGGUUUACAAAAUAUAAAAAGCUUGGAAGAGUUGUAUAUGCAUGAUAACGGGAUUAACGGUUCUUUUACUCUGCUAGUUUUAGCGGUUGAAUUCAAUUAA